AGGAAAAGAGGAGGAGGAGGAGCUGCCUUACUGGAGUGAGUUCAAUGAAAAUGAGCAGCUAAAGGGAACAUCUUCUGUAGUCAGUUGUGUGCAACCACCAGGCAACAUCUCUCACACUGUACCUACUACUCUCAACAUGUGGACUACAAAAUGCAUGGUAAUCUUUCUACUGAUCACACUUGCAGAGGGGAGAGGAAAGAAACGCAAUGCAUUGCAUGACUAUAAGAAGACUGCUGAAACAACAUUAACUAGACUUAACAAAGCACUGGAAGUGAAAACAAAAAUGUUCAACACCACUGAAAACUGUGCUAAAAGAUGUAGCCGGAAUAAAGGACUUCCGUUUACUUGCAAGGCUUUUGCUUUUGACAAAAAUAUAAAGAGAUGUCAUUGGUUCUCAUUCAACACUAUGUCAGCAGGAAUAAAGGAUAAAUAUGACAUUUCAUUUGAUCUUUAUGAAAAGAAAGAUUAUAUCAGAGACUGUAUUCAUGGAAAAGGGAGUAAUUACAGAGGAACCAGAAAUGUAACUAAGAGGGGUCUUGCAUGCCAGCCUUGGAAUUCAAUGAUACCCCAUGAGCAUAGCUUUUUGCCUUCAACCUACCGCGGAAAAGAUCUAAAGGAGAACUAUUGUCGAAACCCUAAAGGAGAAGAAGGAGGACCUUGGUGUUUCACAAAAAGUCCAGAGGUUCGACAUGAUGUCUGUGACAUCCCAUUUUGUUCAGAAGUAGACUGUGUAACAUGCAAUGGAGAGCAUUAUAGAGGUCCAAUGGAUUACACAGAAUCAGGAAAAGAAUGCCAACGCUGGGACUUACAAAGGCCCCAUAAACACAAGUUUCGUCCAGAAAGAUAUCCUAACAAGGGUCUAAAUGAUAAUUACUGUCGCAACCCUGAUGGCAAGUCCAGGCCUUGGUGUUACACUCUUGACCCUGACACCCCCUGGGAGUUCUGUGCAAUUAAACCAUGUGUACACAGCAUUGUCAACAAUACAGAUAUUACGAAAGACUGCAUGAAAGGCCAAGGUGAGGGGUAUCGUGGAAGUGUCAGCACAACAUACAAUGGCAUUCAAUGUCAGAGGUGGGAUUCUCAGUUUCCACACCUGCACAAUUUUACUCCAGAGAACUACAAGUGCAAGGAUCUGAGUGAAAAUUAUUGCCGAAAUCCAGAUGGUUCAGAGUCACCAUGGUGUUUUACUACAGACCCAAAUAUUCGUAUUGGACACUGCUCACAGAUAAAAAAGUGUCAAGCCUCUAAUCAGCAAGAGUGUUACUAUGGGAAUGGAAGUACCUACAAGGGGACUUUAUCUAGAACAAGAUUUAGACUUCCUUGUUCCAUGUGGGAAAAGAAUUUGCAAGAUCUAAAAAGACAUACAUUCAAUGAACCUGAUGUAUCCAUACUUCAGAAGAACUACUGCAGAAAUCCUGAUAAUGAUGCCCAUGGGCCAUGGUGUUACACAGAUGAUCCUUUUGUACCAUGGGACUAUUGUCCUAUAUCAAGAUGUGAAGGCGAUACAACUAAAAUAAUGGCAAACAUUGACAGUCCAAUCACCUGUUCAUCAUCCAAACAGUUAAGAGUUGUGAAUGGCAUUCCGGCACAAACAAGAAAAGUUUGGAUGGUCAGUGUGAGAUACAGGAACGCUCAUAAGUGUGGAGGAACUCUAAUAAAAGAAAACUGGGUUUUAACAGCAAGACAAUGUUUUCUUUCCGGAGAUAUUGACCUGAAAUAUUAUGAAGCAUGGCUUGGAGUACACAAUAUUUAUAGUACAACAGAGAAACACAAACAAAUUCUCAAUAUAUCCCAACUGGUACAUGGGCCGAAAGGUUCAAACCUUGUCCUCCUAAAACUUUCAAGACCUGCAACUCUGAAUGCCUAUGUAGAUAGAAUAAAACUGCCUAAUUAUGGAUGCACCAUUCCAGAAAAAACAACGUGUUCAGUAUAUGGAUGGGGACACACUGGAACUAAUGAUUAUGAUGGGCAGCUUCAGGAAGGUACUCUGCAUAUUGUUGGAAAUGAAAAAUGUAAUGAAAACCACAAGGGAAAAAUCACGGUUAAUGAAUCUGAAAUAUGCGCCAUCGGUGAAACUGCUAACAUUGGACCGUGUGAGCGUGAUUAUGGAGGACCACUCAUUUGUGAAGAAAACAGGACACAUCUGGUACAAGGAGUGAUUAUCCCUGGACGUGGUUGUGCCAUCCAAAAGCGCCCAGUCAUUUUUGUCAGGGUGGCUUAUUAUGCAAAGUGGAUACAUAAAAUAAUGUUAACGUAUAAGGCUCCAUAAAGACAAAACACUGAGUAUACAGAUUAUUAUUAUAGUAAUGAUGCCUAAAACUUACUUGAUGGUCAAGUUUUACUGUUUCCCAUUGUUUUUAAAAUGUAUGGGCACAUCGUCUUCUAAGUAUUACGUUUAAUUACGUAAGGUGACAUUUCCUGAGUAUACUUGAAUAACUUUUUGAUGUUUAAGGGGGGGCGGGAGUAAAGCAUUUAUUUGGGUUUCUUUAUGCUGCUCCAGUGGUUCAUGUAAUCCAAUGAACCUAAUGUUUAACACUGAAUGUAUUUUUUAUCUUUUCUAUAAUUAAACAAAUACAUAAAAUAAAAGAGGCAAUUAUCUAUAAAUUACACUUUGCUAUUUAGAAAGUAAAGGAAAACCUGAAAUAAUACAAAACUUGGUCCAUAAAUUCUUAGGGCCACUAACACUAAACAUGAAAAUAUUACAGUUAUUAUUUCCAUCACCCACAAAUAAAACAUCUCUUGGCAGCACUAGUUCCAUUUAGUAUAAGAAAGGUUUUUAUACUGUGCAUGUGCUAAAAGCCAUCAAUAACAUUUUAUAUGUUCAUAACAACCUACUGCAACUACUAAAGACACCAUAUUAUCAAUUAUCAUUUUGUACAAAAUUUUGUUUCAAAAAGAGUGCCAACCCUAUUCUGCUAAUAACUACCAGUAGUGUUGCUAUGCACUUGGUUGUAUUUUGAAAUGAUGCUUGUGACAGAAAUUUAGUUUAGGAUUUUAGUAUCUGUGCUUUUUUAAAUUUGAUUCACUUUUCUUAGUUACAACAAAUGUUAUUAACGACAACUGUUUAAUUAUUUUAUAAAGCAAAGUGUUGAAAUGUAUAAAUUAUUGGCUUAUUCAACAGAACCAAAUUUUAGGGGGAAAAUAUGAUGAAACCCUGACGUGCAGUAUUUGAUUUUCUUAAAUGUAAACGUGAAGAAUUUUGCCAUGAUUUGAAGUUAAAUUUUACCACUGAAAUGUCAGUAUUAUGAUGUACAAAGAAAUAUAUUGUAAAUAAAUAUUUAAGAAGAUGUAUCUUGCUGUGCGAGAGACAGUUGCUUGGUACUCAGUGAAAAUUAUGUAUAUUUGUUGUCAGUCUUUUUGGGCAGUGUCUCAAAGAUUUUUUUAAGGUAAAAUGAUUGUAUGAAAGCCAAAAUAAAUGCAACAUUAAAAAAUAUGCAUAAUGACAAUUCUCUGAUUCUUUGCCUUACUCUUUAGUUGCAGAAUUGCAUUCACUGCCAUGCACUUUACACCUAUUGAUAGUUUUCUAGUUUUUGCAUAUGGACAGAACCAGAGAAAAUUGUUCCAUAUUUUGAGUUCAAGAGAUGGUCAUUCUGAAACUUUUUUUUUAAUGUUGAAACUUUUUGGCAUUUUUAAAUGGUUGGUAUAUCAAUUGGUAUAUCAAGCCAUUUAUGCUAGUGUAGCAUCUAUUUGCCUUGAUUAUUUGAUAAAAUACAGUUUGUCACAUACUGUAACUUCCCUAUAAAAUUAUUAGUGAUAUAAAAUAAAAUGUGCCAUGUAACCUCCAUAAAAAUUGUUCGUGCCAAGGUUGUAGGUUAAAUAUAAUAACUGUAUUACCUGCAGUGAUGCCAGUAAAUGCACACUUUUAAAAUACUUCAAAGACUUGACAUUUAGAGAAAUAGCUAUACUUCAUUGGCUAUUUUGAUUGUCAGUCUUCUCAGG
Molecule: messenger RNA, 3939 nt
Organism: Xenopus laevis (African clawed frog)
Lineage: Eukaryota; Metazoa; Chordata; Amphibia; Anura; Pipidae
Gene: hgf.S
Product: hepatocyte growth factor (hepapoietin A; scatter factor) S homeolog
Exons: 18
Coding region: 137-2269 (710 amino acids)
Biological process (GO): regulation of multicellular organismal process; negative regulation of apoptotic process; signal transduction
Cellular component (GO): extracellular region
Molecular function (GO): signaling receptor binding
Source: RefSeq, a predicted model, not a curated record